GGUCGGUGCAGUAUCAGCCAGACCUUUCUCUCUGUACAGACAGUGACACAGUGACCGUGUUAGUGCGGAGGGCUUGCCAUGAACCUCCAUACGGUUAUACCGCCGAUCAUAAUCGCGAUCAUCUCUACGAUCGAAGUUCAAGUCGCGGCACAAAGUGAUCAAUCGAAUUUAAGUUUUGCCGAGAAUCUUUACGCGACACUGUCCGGUGCUUGUCGAGCUAUUAUGGACCUUCAGUUCAAUUCGAUGAACAGCCAAAAUGCAAUUUUAAAAACUAUGAAAGUUAUUUAUCUGAAUGACACGGGUGUAAAAACAUUUUCCAUCGAUAAAAGCUUCCAGACGCUGACACAGCCCGGCAUGUUUGACAUCACAAAACAAACGAAAAUUAUUAUUCACGGGUACAGAGAUAAUUCGCAAUCAUCCGUGUCGUUAGAUUUAGCUCAAGGUUACAAUGAAAAGAAAAUGUUUAACGUUCUGCUAGUGGAUGCUGAGGAAAUGAUGAAUCAGCGAUACAUCCUGUCAGUGCACAACGCUCGCCUGGUGGGCAAGAGGCUCGCCAACUUGCUGGCUAAUUUAGAAACUUUCGGGGCCAGCGCAGAAGACUUCCACCUUCUGGGGAUAAGUUUAGGAGCACACAUCGCUGGAUGGACUGGGAAAUACUUCCAUAGAUACAGAUCCCGCACGAUCGGCCGUAUAACUGGCCUCGAUCCAGCCGGUCCUUGUUUCUCUUUUGCGUACGCUGACCAGAGACUGGACAAAAUGGACGCUCAGUAUGUCGACGUUUUGCAUUCGAACAGAUUAGUGCAAGGUGUAAUCGAGCCUUUAGGCCAUUCGGAUUUUUAUAUAAAUGGCGGAGGACCUCAACAGCCCGGAUGCGUAUGCCUUCCUGCAGUCAUUUACGAGCUGCGCAAAUAUACGCAGAGAGUAUAAGGAUACCUAAAUCGUUCGUUGCCAUCCAGUGUCAAAGUUGGCAGGAAUUUGAGGCGAAUGCAUGCAAAGGCAAAAAUUAUGCCGUCGUUGGAUACGGUUCCUCGGCCUCGACCCGUGGUCUUUAUUACUUAAGGACGAGCGCCAGUCC
Molecule: messenger RNA, 1075 nt
Organism: Bicyclus anynana (squinting bush brown)
Lineage: Eukaryota; Metazoa; Arthropoda; Insecta; Lepidoptera; Nymphalidae
Product: lipase member I
Molecular function (GO): lipase activity
Source: RefSeq, a predicted model, not a curated record